Molecule: messenger RNA, 3561 nt
Organism: Eublepharis macularius
Lineage: Eukaryota; Metazoa; Chordata; Lepidosauria; Squamata; Eublepharidae
Product: zinc finger protein 883-like
Exons: 8
Coding region: 254-2287 (677 amino acids)
Biological process (GO): negative regulation of transcription by RNA polymerase II
Molecular function (GO): DNA-binding transcription repressor activity, RNA polymerase II-specific
Source: RefSeq, a predicted model, not a curated record
AGCUGUAAACUUGGCUUGAUUUAUCUUGCUUUCUCAAGAGGAAUAACCCUGGAUCUCUGGUCAAGCAGGCUUGGUGGAAGAGGGAAUCCUGUCAAAAAUAACCUUGUCACAGAAAUAAUUCAUGCCAAAGCCAAAAGAUUUAGGGCAGAACUUGGGGAAUUGCACAAAAAGCAUCUAUUUGUACCUCAGGAAAUCAAAAUAAUUAUUCUGGCUAUUUCCUUCACACACUUCCUGAACAGAAAUUCUUGAUGUGAUGAUAAAGAUGGAACAAAGGAAAAACCCAAGUAUUCCAGAUCUCCAGAGAUCAGAAGACACUGAAGCUGUCCUAGAUGUCCAGUUGGGCCUUCCUAAUGUGAUGAUAAAGAUGGAGAAAGAAGAUGACGAUCACUUGGUACCAAAUCACCACAGCUCUGAGGAAAGCAAAGCCUUCCCUGGUGCUCACUCAGGCUUCCCUGCCAGGUUGACAAAAGUAAAAGAAGAGAAAGGCUUGCGGGAUCAUCAGGAAUUGGAGGGGAAAAAACCCUUCCUUAUUGCCUGUUCAGGAUUUCCAGGUCUCAAAACAGACUUGAUCCCCCAAUGUGACCAAGCGGGAAGAUCUUGGACUCAAAAGCAAAAUGUCUCUGGAAAAGAUGAGGUUCUAGAUCACUCUUCAGGCUUUCCUGUUGCGGUGGUAAAAGUGGAAGACUCGUGGGACCACGAAGGAUUGGGAGAAGUCAAGGGUGUCAGAGUCUCGUGCUCAGAGUUUCCUGUUAUGAGGGUAAAGGAGGAAGAAGAAGAAGAGGAGCUGCUGGAAUCAGAUGUCCAGGAUUAUGAGGAAGGAUUUCCUGGUGUGAUCAUAAAGGUAGAACCAGAAGAGGAGCCGUGGGUCUCAGGCCUCCAAGCAGAGGAGACAGCAACUGUGUCAGGUGUCAAAUCAGGGAAUAAGUGCGUGAAAGAAGAGGAGGAGGACUUUCUUCUGGGAAACACUAAGCAAUUUGAAUACAAUAAAAAAACAUUCGCAGUGGGCAAAGGAAAUGUGUUCCGUUGUGUGGGAAAGUCAGAUCAAUACAGGUCAGAAAAGCAGCAGGGAGGUUACCCUGGGAAGAGAGCUGGAAAGAAACCCUACAAAUGUUCCUAUUAUGGCAAAAUUUUCAUUUGGAGAAAAUACUUCCUUGCCCAGGAGAAAGCUCAUACUGGGGAGAAACCGUACAAAUGUUCAUAUUGCGGGAAAACCUUCAAUGUGAGAUCCUAUCUCCUUGCCCAUGAGAGAACCCAUACAGGAGAGAAGCCACAUAAAUGCUCGCUUUGUGGGAAAGGCUUCAACGUGAGGUCGUACCUCAUUGCUCACUGGAGAACCCACACCGGAGAGAAGCCCCACAUCUGCUCGUUCUGUGGGAAAAGCUUCAGCGGCAGGUCGAACCUGAACAGGCACCAAAGGAGCCACACAGGGGAGAAACCGUACACAUGUGCCGUCUGUGGCAGAAGCUUCAGUCAUAAAGCUCACAUGAUCAGACACGAGAGGAUCCACACAGGAGAGAAACCUUACAAGUGUUUGCAGUGUCUGAAGAGCUUCAGCCAGAGCUCGACCCUCAUAGCGCAUGAGAGAACCCACACCGAAAAACCGUUCAAGUGCUCGCACUGUGAGAAGAGCUUCAGCCAAAGCUCCAAACUUGCUACACAUGAGAGAACCCACACAGGAGAGAAACCCUUUGAGUGCCCCUCUUGUGGGAAAGGUUUCAAUCAUCGGUCUGAUUACAUCAUACAUGAGAGAACCCAUACAGGAGAUAAGCCGUACCCAUGUUCCAUCUGUGGAAAGGGCUUCAGUGGAAGGUCCAACCUGACAAGACAUGAAAGAAGCCACACAGGAGAGAAGCCAUAUCUGUGUUCGCUCUGUGGGAAAGGAUUUUGCCAUAAAGCACACCUUCUCCGACAUGAGAAAAUCCACACAGGGGAGAAGCCUUACAAAUGCUCAGAUUGCGAGGAGAGCUUUAAGCAUCGGACUGACCUCAUUAGCCACGAGAGGAGUCAUUCAGGAGUCAAACAGUAUACCUGCACAGCCUGUGGGAAAAGCUUCAGUGGAAAAUCAAACCUUAACAGGCACAAAAGGAGCCAUACAGGUGAGAAACCUUAUACAUGCUUGGUUUGCAGCAGAAGCUUCAGUCACAAAGCACACCUGAUCAGGCACGAGAGGAUCCAUACAGGAGAAAAACCAUAUAAGUGUUCACGUUGUCUAAAAAGUUUCAAUCAGAGCUCCACCCUUGUUGCCCAUGAGAGGACCCAUACAGGGGACAAACCAUAUAAAUCUUGAGACUGGAAAAUGCUUGAACAACACACCUGCCCCAAUUCUUGGAAACACUGAACUGAUUGAAGUGACUGCAUGCAUUUUUUAAAAGCAUUGCAUUGGAGGUGACGUGUGUGUGUGUGUGUGUUUUAAGCACUUGCAAUAUUAUUAGGAGAAGAUAGGAUAAAAAUGCUGUGUGUGUGGGCAGGGGGGGAAGGAUAUGAAUCAAACCACAGAUUUUCUACAAUCUCUGAAAAUUUACCUAAAAAGAGGCAAAACCCCACCACUCAGCACUUUGUAUCAUUUUUGGAUUGAGAGAGAAAUGAGGAAUGAGACUAUUGUGGCAAAGGAGAUGGAAGUGUUAUCACCCAUCAGGGAUUGAAACUUAGGUUGGGACCCUCAGGUGGGUCAGGGAACCCCACCUGCUGAGUCACGAGCCCCUCGGAAGCUUCUGUUUCUAUUUUGUUGCUUUUUGGAACAGAACACCAGUGCAUGUGAGGACAUCGCACAUCCUACCUUUCUUGAAAAGAGCAGCAGGGUGAUGAGGUGUGGCCACUUGCUGGUAGAGGAUUCUUUUUAACAUAGGCAGGUCUAGAGAUGUGCCUCCGCCCAAAAACUGUCCCUUGUCUUCUCCUAGCCUGGCUGCCACUCAGUCCGCCACUGUUUUAUGUGCACUUGAAUCGUGUAGUUCCACUCCCUGCCAGUGAAGUAGUCACUCUGGCUCCACCCCUUCCCACCGCGUGAUUGAUGUCACAGGACUUCCUGUCCUGUGCUUUGAGCUCUGUAGGCUUCAUGCUGCUGCCUAGGUAUUAAAGAUGAGUCUGGAAAGUUUGAAGACCACAGACACAGAGAGACAGUGGUUCAGUGGUACAGCAUCUGCUUUGCAUGUAAAAGACUUCGGUUUCAGUCCUGGGUAUCUUCAGUUAAAGGAGACGACCAGGCUCUCAUUCCUCUGUGGCAAUCCUUGGAGUGCCACUUCCAGUUGGAUGAGACAGGGCCGCACUACAUAAACCGUUUCAGGCAGCUUUGUAUGAAAGAAGUCUUCAGACUUCUCAGCAUGAGGAAGAAGUACUCAUUAAUCAGUGAUACAGAAACCCACCCACGCUAAAGAAUUAAUAAAUGGUCUGGCCGUGAUGCAAAAUAGAACUUUCCUAUGCAAAGGCAAUAUUCCUUUUUUUAAAAAAAUAAAAAUUAUUGGGUGAGUAAUAAAAGACAGAAAAAAAAUUACAGAUUUUCCAUUAAUCCCCUUGUUUUCUUAUUCCCCCACCCUUUCUCCCUCCCCUUAUCUUAGACUUCCAAAA